AUGACGCUCUGGAAGUCCCCACACCCUGAUCUCGAUACUCCAAGCGCCGUCAUUGGGGCAUAUAACAAUGCGGUGACUGGAGAGCGUCUUGACUUUGGCCAAGUCAAGUCAAAAGCUACUACUCUGAGCACAGUACUCGUGGAAGAAUAUGGCCUCCGUGCCGACCAGACUGUCUCGAUCUUCAGUACGAAUACUGUAUGGUACGCGGUCGCAUUAUGGGCGACUAUACGGGUCGGAGGCAGAAUCAAUGGAGCUUCUCCCGCAUACAAUGUGGAAGAAAUGACACAUGCUCUGAAGACAGCCGAUACAAAGAUCCUGGUGACCUUGCCCGGCUCAAUCGAGGCAGCUGUUACCGCGGCCAAGAACGCGGGCGUGCCAAGGUCGCACAUUCUGCUGCUCGAAGGCGAAGUACCAGGGUUCAAGAGUAUCCAAGACCUGAUCCAGCGAGGCCAAUCAUUGCCGGUCACAGAGGUGUACCAUAUACCCCGUGGCAAGACGAACAAAGACAUCUGCGGCUAUCUCAACUUCAGCUCCGGGACUACGGGCUCACCCAAGGCCGUCAUGCUGUCCCACCACAACAUCAUCGCGCAGUGCCUCCAGCUUAGGCAGCUCCAGCUCCUCCCCGCGGACGGUCAGUACCGGACCAUCGCAGUGAUGCCGCUAUUUCAUAUCACCGGCUUGGUCAGGUUCAUCACGUAUCCAGUGUUCACGAACGGCGAGUGCUACAUGCUGCCGCAGUUCAAGAUGGAAGCCAUGCUCGAGACAAUCAUCAAGCAUCGCAUAGAGGAGCUGAUCUUCGUGCCGCCGAUCCUGAUCCGCAUGGUGCGUGAUCCUGUCGUCGACAGGUACCUGCCACAGCUGCGCCGCAUUGUCAAGCGGUUCUCAUCUGGCUCAGCACCGAUGAGCCCAGAGAUCAUCCGCCUGCUGGAGGCCAAGUUCCCCGGCACUGGGUUCCGCCAGGGUUACGGCGCGACCGAGUCCACGGCGUGCAUCUCGUCUCACCCGCCCACACACUUUGCGUACCGCUACGCCCACACGGGCGGCAAGCUCGUCGCCAACACCGUGGCCAAGGUUAUUGAUCUUUCUGACGCGUCGAGGCUGCUCGGCCCCGGCGAGACGGGUGAGAUUUGUGCACGGGGCCCGCAGAUUGCGAUGGGGUACCUGGGGAACCCGGAGGCUACGGCCGAGUCCUUCGAUGAGGAGGGUUUUCUGCAUACAGGUGAUGUGGGGCAUAUGGAUGGGGAAGGACUCCUGCAUAUUGAAGACCGCAUAAAAGAGAUGAUCAAGGUCAAGGGCAUACAAGUCCCGCCGGCGGAGCUGGAAGAUCUGUUGCUGGGGCAUGAGCUGGUUGAGGACUGUGCAGUGUUGGGAAUCCGAGACGAGUACGCAGGUGAGAGGCCGAAAGCUUAUGUCGUGGUGAAGGGGGCGCAAACUCCAACCGAUGCGCUUGGCAGGACCCUGUUGAGAUAUGUGAGGGAGCGCAAGGUCCGGUAUAAGUGGUUGGCUGAGGUGGAAUUUGCGGAGAGCAUUCCGAAAGGGCCCACGGGAAAGCUGUUGAGGAGGUUGCUAAAGGCAAGCGAUAAGAAGGCCGAUAGGAAGAAAGGGUUAUGCGUAAGAGAUGACAUUGACAAAGCGAAGCUGUAG
This is a messenger RNA of Diaporthe amygdali, 1644 nucleotides long. RefSeq lists its product as uncharacterized. Gene Ontology annotation, biological process: secondary metabolic process. Gene Ontology annotation, molecular function: CoA-ligase activity. The record is from RefSeq and is a predicted model, not a curated record. The transcript is spliced from 3 exons. NCBI's taxonomy places the organism in Eukaryota, Fungi, Ascomycota, Sordariomycetes, Diaporthales, Diaporthaceae. The coding region runs from base 1 to 1644 and encodes 547 amino acids.